This is a messenger RNA of Dermacentor andersoni, 1277 nucleotides long. RefSeq lists its product as uncharacterized. Lineage: Eukaryota; Metazoa; Arthropoda; Arachnida; Ixodida; Ixodidae. The record is from RefSeq and is a predicted model, not a curated record.
UUGAAUCUGCCCAGCCCCCCAGCUCCGGCGGAUGGCAGCGUCCUGCGAUCAAAGGCCGUCGUCAAAUCACCGCGAGCUGCCUUAGUUGUCCCACAAGUUCGCGUCCACCACGGUCGGCUCUAGAUCCAAGAAUCGGUACGCCUACUACCUGCGGUACACGUCCCUAUAACGCGGUUAUCCCCGGCCAUUGCGUCUCGCCGAAAAAUCUCUGGGGCAUCUGCAGCGGGUAAGCAACCAGGCCGCCGUCGGUGCGUUGCUUGCUUACGCUAUCAUCGUGAAGGUCGCGGACACUACCUGCUGCGUUCCUGAUGUGGGUCAACUCCUCUUGUGGCGACAGCGGAUGCGCUGACCCAAACGGCGCCACCCACAACGACUGCCUCGAGGAUGCGGUCAACGCCUGCAAGUACUGCCUGCUCCCCACGAAACGUUGUACCUUUGAGAGCACCAGCGCCUUCGUUGCUGCUGAUCAUGCUGAUUCCGCGGUAAAAGUGGAAACAUUGCCCGACGUUCCGGCAUCGUUCCCGACGCUGCUGCAGCAGCAGCCGCGGCCUCGUCGUAGACGACUCUGUCGGCAGCAGUGCUGCGCAGAAAAGGCUGCGGCGGCCGCCGCGUUGAGGAGGUCGCUGAACGCCCAACGACAGCGGAUACGUCGUCUGGACGAGUCCUACCGCGCAGCCGAGAGGGCGCGCAACGCACAGCGCCAGCGGCGACUCAGAGCCGACGCUGAGUACCGCGAGCGCGAGCUGCUCAGAAGCCGCGCACGGAGGCGGCGAAAGAAUGAGCUGUGCCGCCACAGAGCUCACUAUGGUUCUUUCGAGGAACUCAGCUGGCUGCAAGAGUGCUUCAGCGCAGAGGAAUGGGCUUCCCUGCAAAGCCUGUGGCCUACACCCACACAAGGUGUCGCAUGGUAUCGCAACGGCAAAGGAUCCUGGGCUAACACGGCAACCUGCACGCCAGCCACAGCGGCUGAAGCGGGUCCAGUUCCGCUGAUGCUACCGUGGUCGCCGUCCAUGACGCCCACGACCAUCCAUUACAUCAGUGCCGCGCGAAAGUGGCCGCUCAUCAUCGGGUCGGAAGGCCCGGACGACGAGCCUGGGUCUCGGCUCCUGCUGUCCGUGCCACAGAUUGCUUUGAAGGCGGCCUCCACCGUCACCCUGGAAGAGCUCUUGACUGGAGCCAUACCUAUGCGCUAUUGGCCAGGCAGCCGCUUGGUGCCUCUGGAGAGCGACGAAAAGCUCGCUGCUUGAAAUAAAUGCGAACAACGCGGUGAGCGUUAG